CACAGCCGAUGAACCUCUGCAAGAGGCGGUGCAAACCAAAGCGAAAGUACUGAUGUGAAAGAAUCCUAGAAUCCUUUGGAAUGGAGUAAUAUCACUAGCAAAGAUUUGAAUGAAAUUCCAUACAGGUGAAGAAAUCAGUGAAGAGUGGUUUGAUGCUACAGAGAACCCAACAACACUUGAGUCAUCAGUUUUGUGUGCCAACCCUCUAGAGAGGUCUCCAACAGAAACACAGACAAUAGAAGGGAGGAAAAAAGACUUAAAAAACAAUUAUUUUGUCCAUGUUGAUGGUCUGAAUCCUUCAGUAUCAGAAGUUGACCUUUGGCUUCAUUUCCAGAAGUAUAAUGUUUCUGAGAUUUUGGUUUGUGAGUAUUCUGAAAAUUACAGGUAUGCAUCUCUUACUUUUAAAACAGCCUGUGAUGCAAAGCUGGCUGUACAAGAAAUGAAUGGGAGAGAAAUAAAAGGAAAAGCAAUGAAAGUUCAUCUUAAAAGGACAAUUAAGGAAAAAGGAAUCCAAGAGAAUCAAAACUCCAUGAAACAAAAGUGUGAAAAUCAAGGGCCACUUUCUAAAAUGAGAAACAAAUAUCAGAAAAACUCUGAACUGAUUUUGAGAGUUCCUGCUCUAAUCUCAGCUACAUUCAUACUGCCUCCAGAUGAUCCUUUCACUUUAAAAAUGUCUGAUGUCUCCAAAGAUGAUUUGAAGUCACCGUUGCCUGCUUUGCCAUUGGCAAAUGUUUUCAGACCUGCAUCAGGUUCUUCAGAAGUGCUCCUUUGUGCUUCAGGCUCUUCCAAAGUGCCCAAUUCUGACAUAUUUUCUAAAUCUUCACCAAAAAACCCAUCCUUUGAAGUAGAUCAAGAGCUUUCCACAAGUCAGUGGGGAAGCCAGCCGGAAGUCUAAACUUGAUUGGGACUGCUAUUGCUCUCUGCCAUUUUCUCACAAGCAAAUAGAAACUAGAUAACCGAGCAAAGUCAGUGAGGAAGUCAGCAAGAAGUUGCAAGUACAAGGUCAACAGGCAGGUAAGUAGUUGCUGCCAGGUGGGAGCGGAAACAAAGGUGAGAGGUGCAGCAAGGGUUAGGGAGGAUGUGGGAUUAUGAGAGCCACAGGGAGGGGAUAUAAGAGUGCAGUGUGGAUCAGGGAGGGUGUAUAGGGUGUCAGGGUUCCGAGAAACACCCCCAACAAAAUAAAGCUCUGAGGCCUGAGGUUCCUCAAAGUUCCAAUUUAUUAGAGAUGUCAUGUUGGCACAUCUGGGAAAACCCAAAUCUGAAACUUCCAGGUUUUCCCCACCCAGCGAAGAGUUCACAGCCCUGCCCCACACCCACAAGUUCAUCACAUUGUCCAAUCAACUCUUCACACUCCACCGGAUACAAUCUUCAGUCAGUCUCCAUUAGAUGCAGGCAAAAGUCCUUGAGUACGGAAUGUUGUUAUGACUAACUUUCUCCCCCCUCCCAACUUCCCCAGCUAAAAUAUGUGGCAGUUUAGAAGCAAAAAGAAAAUUGUCUUCCAAAACUGACAGGCUUCCUCCCCUCAGGAAGGGAACGCAUCCUGGGACAAGACUGAAGUCAGGGUUUUACACAAUUAGCACAUUAACCACCUCUCCUCCCCCCCCCAGGAAAACCCUUAGGCUUAUCAGGGAAUUUAUCAUGAAAUUGCCUAACUAAGGUGACUGCCUGAACAUCCCAACUCUUCACCCACGUGGCUUCAGACAAGGGGUACCCCUUCCAAUGAACCAAAUAUUGCAAACGCCCCUCUGCAAUCUAGAGUCCAAAAUCAUCUUCACCUCAUAAUGAGUCUCACCCUGCACCACAAUCGGCUUUGGGGGAGCAGCAGGUUGAGUCUCAAUUUAGAUCCCACAGCAGGCUUUAACAGGCUGCAAUGGAAAACAGGAUGAAUUUUUCCCAGUAUGUGGGGGAGAUUUAACUAUACAGUCACUGGGUUAAUCACUUUCACUAUGGGGAAGGGACCUAAAUAUUUCGGUCCUAACUUCUUACUCUUCAACCUCAAACGUAAGUAUUUGGUGGAAAGAUACAUGUGAUCUCCCACCCAAAAGGGGGUUUGGAGAGAUCGGUGUUUGUCUGCUUGCUUUUUGUAUGCUUCAGCUGCUUCAUUCAGGGCUUUUUUGGUAUUCUCCCAGCCUUUCUUUAAUGACUCCAUCCAUCCAUUCAUUCAGAGUCAUGGAAGAAGGCUGUUCUCUUGGCAGUUCUGGCAUAGGGACGAAUUCCAUGCCGCUUGUAAUCUGAAAAGGCAUCAGUCCCAUACUACUAUGCACCACAUUAUUGUAAGCCUCUUCUGUGAAAGGAAGCAAGUCAGCCCAAUUAUCUUGCUGGUAAUCCACAUAACAUCUGAUGUACUGUUCCACCAUGGCAUUAGUAUGUUCCACGGCUCCGUUCGUACUCAGAUGGAAAGCCAAGCUAAGCCCCUGAGAUGACCUAGUGGACCUCAGGAACUCCCUCCAGAACUUAGCGGUGAACUGAACUCCUCGAUCAGAGAUCACCCGUCGCAGAACUCCAUGCAGCCGGUAGAUCUGUUUGACAAACAUCUUGGCUAAUCUCUUAGCUGAGGGAAGUCCAGAACAAGGAAUAAAAUGGGCCUGUUUGGAGAACAGGUCUAUCACAAUCCAUAUUAUAGUAUUCCUGCCACUUUCCAGGAGCUCUAUUAUAAAGUCCACAGCUAUUUCUUCCCAUGGGCAGCUGGACUCUGCUACCUGUUGAAGCAAACUGGGAGGCUUCCCCAGUCUUGUCUUAUUGCUGGCACAUGUGGCAUAACUUUUUACAUAGUCCUCCACAUCAGCUUUCAUCUUUGGCCACCAAAACUGCAGUCUAAUCAGAUGAAAGAUCUUUAGAAAUCCAAAGUGACCAGCCAAUUGAGAAUCAUGGCUACGUUGGAGCACCAGGAGUCUCAUGCUGUUGGGGAUGUAAAUUUUUGAACCUUUCCAAGCUAGUCCAUCACGGAUCGUCAAAGUGUCUCAAUUGUCAGCUAGCUGUGGAUCAAUAGAUAGUGCAGCAGUUAGCUUCCCAUUGAUGGGAUCAGUUCGCCUGCUGGCCUGACUCUGGGUAGUGACUUGUGCCGCACUCUGUGUGUCUGGGAUGAUGGCAUGGAUGACGUCCUCCCUCUGGCUGUUGUAUUGGGGUUGCCUUGAGAGGGUGUCUGCAAGCAAGUUCUUCCCCCCUGGGAUGUAUUUCAGCUUGAAAUCAAACCGUUUGAAAUACUGUGCCCAGUGGACUGGUUUGGGGGGAAAGCCUUCAUGGGGUCUUUAAGGCUUCGAGGUUUUUAUGGUCUGACCAUACCUCAAAGGGGAUCUUGGCUCCCUCUAGGAAGUGCCGCCAUGAUAGAAGAGCCCAACGAAUAGCAAAGGCUUCCUUCUCCCAUACUGCCCAUCUCCAUUCAGUGUCUGUGAAUUUUUUGGACACAUAUGCACAAGGAAGCAGCCGUCCUUGGGGGGGUCUUCCUGGAGGAGCACUGUUGCCACUGCAACGUUGGCGUCAGCCUGGACAAUGAACUGCCUAUCUGGGUCCGGGUGCUGAAGGAUGGGCUCCUCUGCAAACAGCCGUUUCAAGCUUUCAAACACUUUUUGACAGCUUAGCGUCCAGGCUAACGGCUGCAUUGGCCGUGGCUUUGAAGGAGAGGGUCCUGUCUUUAGCAGUUCGGUAAGCGGCAGUGCCGCUUCCGCGAAGGCUGGGAUGAAUUGCCGGUAGAAGUUAGCAAACACCAGAAAAUUUUGCAGCUGUUUCCUGCUGUGAGGGGGCUGCCAGUCAAGUAUGGCUCGCACUUUCCCGGGAUCUAUCUCUAUGCCUUCAUUCGACACUCAGUAGCCCAGGUAGUCCAGAGAAGUUUUGUGAAACUCACAUUUGGAUAACUUUGCAUAAAGUUUUGCGGCUAACAGUUUCUUUAGUACUUGUCUCGCAUGUUCUUCUAAUGUCUCACUGAAUAUGAGAAUGUCGUCCAAGUAGACUAGAAGCCCCUUGUAUAAGUGUUCUUGCAGCACUUCAUUAAUCAAUUCUAUGAAUACAGCAGGGGCUCCUUGGAGACCAAAGGGCAUGACUUUGAAAUGGGCAGUUGAAAACAGUCUUCCAUUCAUCCCCUUCCUUUAUGCGUACUCUGUAGUAGGCUUCUCUCAAGUCAAGUUUAGUAAGCACUUUGCCUUUUGAAAGAUAGUUCAGUAGGUCUUUCAUCAGGGGAAAGGGGUAGGUGUUUUCCACACAUACCGCAUUUAUUCCACGAAAAUCCAGCACAGUCUCAUCCCCCCAUCUUUCUUUUCCUUAAACAGCACCAGGGCAGCUACUCUGGAUUUUGCAGAUUGGAUGAACCCUCGGGCUAGAUUAGUAUUGAUGUACUUCCUCAGCUCAGCCAUCUCUUUUGGAGUCAUUUUGUUUUUUGAAAAAAAUUAUUUUUUAAACAAAACAUAAAACAAAUCCAUCAUCCAUUACAAAUACAAACAGUGUGUCAGUCGGUUACAGAUCUUUUGUGCAUCAUCUUCCUAUUCAAAAUUUACUAAUUAUCUAGUUUCUCAUAUUGUCAAACAAAUCAACAUCCUCAUUUAUCAUUUAUUUAAUUAUUGCAUUGUUGCUUCAAAAAGUUUAUUUUCAAAUAUUAUAUUUAUAACAUUCAUGCUUCAUAUUUCAUUUCCAUGUUUUAUUAUCUAACCAUUGAUAAAAUAAGUCCCAUAUCUUGUAAUAUUGUUUAUCUUCUUGUUCUCUAAUUUCAAAUGUCAAUUUACUCAUUUCAGCACAUUCCAUGAUUUUCUUAAUAAUUUCAUCUUGCGUUGGUAUUUUCUCAUUUUUCCAUUUUUUAGCAAAUACAAUUCUAGCAGCUGUUAAAACAUUCACAAUCAAAUAUCUCGAUUCUCUAUUGUAUGUUUCUGGCACAAUCCCUAAUAAAAAUAUC
Molecule: messenger RNA, 4879 nt
Organism: Pantherophis guttatus
Lineage: Eukaryota; Metazoa; Chordata; Lepidosauria; Squamata; Colubridae
Source: RefSeq, a predicted model, not a curated record